Molecule: messenger RNA, 81 nt
Organism: Spirodela intermedia
Lineage: Eukaryota; Viridiplantae; Streptophyta; Magnoliopsida; Alismatales; Araceae
Source: the annotation of a GenBank genome assembly
AUGACUUCAUUAUUUUAUUUAAUUCAUAUAAAUUUUGUUAAUAAUUUUAUAUUCCUCCAACCUUCGUCUACAGCAUCGUAA